This is a messenger RNA of Orycteropus afer afer, 708 nucleotides long. NCBI's taxonomy places the organism in Eukaryota, Metazoa, Chordata, Mammalia, Tubulidentata, Orycteropodidae. The record is from RefSeq and is a predicted model, not a curated record.
AUGAGCACUGAAAGCAUGAUCCGGGAUGUGGAGCUGGCUGAGGAGGCCCUCUCCAAGAAGGCAGGGGCCCCUCAGGGCUCCAGGAGGUGCCUGCUCCUCAGCCUCUUCUCCUUCCUGCUGGUGGCAGGAGCCACCACACUCUUCUGUCUGCUGCAUUUUGGGGUGAUAGGCCCCCAAGGGGAAGAGUAUCCAGAUGACUUUCAUCCAAUCAACCCCUUGGCCCAAACACUCAGAUCAUCUUCUCGAACACCGAGUGACAAGCCUGUAGCCCAUGUUGUAGCAAACCUGCAAGCCAAGGGGCAGCUCCAGUGGCUGAACAAGCGUGCCAAUGCCCUACUGGACAAUGGUGUGGAGCUGAAAGACAACCAGCUGGUGGUGCCUUCCAACGGGCUGUACCUCAUCUACUCCCAGGUCCUCUUCAAGGGACAAGGCUGCCCUGCCACCCAAGUGCUCCUCGCCCACACUGUCAGCCUUAUUGCUGUCUCCUACCCAACCAAGGUCAAUCUCCUUUCUGCCAUCAAGAGCCCUUGCCAUAGGGAGACCCCAGAGGGGGCUGAGGCCAAGCCCUGGUAUGAGCCCAUCUACCUGGGAGGGGUCUUCCGGCUGGAGAAAGGCGAUAAACUCAGCGCUGAGAUCAAUCUACCUGACUAUCUUGACCUCACUGAGUCUGGGCAGAUCUACUUUGGGAUCAUUGCUCUGUGAGGGGGA